UCGAGGAAGAAAGAGGAAGCGCUUUUCCGGUUAGGUCUCGCGUGGAUUAGCAUGAAGUACAGUCUAAAGCGAACCAGCAGAGCAUUCGUGCAUUGAUAAAUUCCUUUAAGUGGACUUUGGGUACACUUUCGUAAUGUUUCACCUCCUGUAAACCCAGACUGCAUGGAGAUUAGUGUCGCUUGGUAUCUGUAAAUAGACGGAAAGAAUUCGGCAUUGCAGUGCUAGUCGGACUAGCUGCAGGAGAGACCAAGCUGUAGUUUUUCAUGUACUCAAAACCUCCAUAGCGUCUUUGGCUAGCUAGUUGGUAAUGUACGGAUAACAACGUUCUCAUUAAGCAACACAGCAUGCGCAAGAGUGGCCAAAACUGAUUUAACGUAAUGUACCCGAAGGAGAAGAUGCUGUAAAUUUGUAAAAACAAACAUGCUUAAAAUCCAAACCCUGAGAGCCUUUGUCAACCAGCGACUAUCAGCAGCUUCUGAUGAGAUAUUUGAACUGUUUAAAAGAACGAUAGCAGAGUAUGAAGAGGAACUUUUUCGACAACGCGCACUCUACGCUGCUUUCAUUCCCGAAGUCCGGUUAUACAGAGCAGAUGUCCAGCAACUGUUGGUGACUAAAGAAGAGGCCCCUCCUGAGAAGCAAGUGUCUGGCUCCAGUCUGGACCACAGGGACCAGCCGGAGCUGCCGCACAUUAAAGAGGAACAGGAGGAACUCUGCACCAGUCAGGAGGGAGCGCAGCUUCAAGGGCUGAAGGAAGCUGACGUCACCAAGUUUAUAUUCACUCCUGUCGCUGUUAAGAAUGAAGAUGAUGACGAAGGGGAGCCUCAGGUCUCACAACUAUGUCAAAGACAAACUGGACUCGUGGAAACAGGUGAUGGAGAGGGCUGUGGCGGAGCAGAACCGGUCGUGAACACUAAUUUGCAACCAAAUAUCGAUGACAGUGGUGAUUGUAAGAAAAGAAGUGAAGCUCAGUCAAGUUUAAAGGUUAUGGAAGAGGAGAGAGGGUGUAAUAUUGGUGAGAAAUCCUCAAGCUGCUCUGAGUGUGGUAAACAGUUCCUUAAAAACUCAAAUCUUAGGAGACACAUGAGAAUUCACACAGGAGAGAAACCGUUUAAUUGCUCAGUUUGCAGUAAAACAUUUAUACAAAAGGUACAUCUGACACAGCACAUGGAACUCCACACAGGUUUGAAGCGAUACAGCUGCAGUGAUUGUGGCAAAAGAUUCUCCUGGGUAUAUCAACUCAAAUGUCACGAGUAUGGUCGUUGUCGGUCCUCAGAGCUUCAUCAAAGUCAGACUGAAGAGAACGGAGAUGCGUGGCAAUUGAAAACUGACGGAGAGGACUGUGGGGGAUCAGAACCAGCCAAGAUGUCACAAUCCUCCGAAUCUGAAACUGAUAAUAGUUGUGAGUGGGAGGAGACAAGGGAACCUCGGUCAGGUUUAAACGUCUUACAAAACAAUGGAGUCCUAGAAAGUGAUAAGGAAUGUAAUGCUGGGAAAACAUCAGUUGACUCCUUCGCAUGUGCGACGAGGUUUGGCCGCUCUGGACAUCUGCAGGAACACGAUAGAAUGCAAAUGGAUUUGAAACCAUUUAGUUGUUCGGUUUGUGGUAAGCGAUACCCCCGGAAGAACUCCUUAAGAACUCACAUGAGACUUCAUUCUGAAGGAAAAUGUUUCAGCUGUGCAUUUUGUAAAAAAACCUUCCCGUGGAAAGGUGAUGUAGUGAGGCACAUGAGAAUCCAUACGGGGGAAAAACCCUUCAGAUGUUCCGUCUGCGGUAGAGGAUUCACGCAAAGCUCGGCUUUAGCCUCACACCUGAGAGGCCAUACGGGUGAAAAACCCUUUACGUGCUCAGUUUGCAAAGCGAGUUUCACUCUCCGAAACACUUUGUCCAAACACAUGAGAAUGCAUACCGGGGAGAAGCCGUUUGGUUGCAGUGUUUGUGAUAAAAGGUUUACAUGGCAACAUUCGUUCAAAAAGCAUAAGUGUAUUAGUGCAGGUAGAGGAGGUAAAUGAAGCUCCGGAGGUCCUUGUUAUUCACUUAAAGUAUACUGAAAGUGUCAGGUUUGAAUCACAUGACUUGGACUCGUCGCAGAUUUGAUGACUUUACGCUUGACUUGGAUUUAAACACCAUUAACUCUUAGGAGUGUAUAUCAUUUCAUCAUGAUAUGUUGUUUCUGUGGACAACAAUACAGUAAUUGUUAGUCUGGCGCCAUAUGAUUUAGAUUUGGUUCAAUGGAAAUGUAGGAGCCAAACGCAAUGUUAUGGGGAAGCAUGGUGACUCUGUAUUUGUUGUGGGUACCACAGGGGGCGCUGUGGUCAUUCAGGCCAUAAAGGGUAUAUAUGUAAUGGGAAAUCGGGUGCCAUCAGGUGUUGUGUGACCCCGGAAGGGAAAGCGUUUUUUUUGACCGCUAGGGCAUCUAAGGAUGGGUACCAUGCUGCCGCUGUUGCUCCCUGUAAGCAUGUUUUAGCGUCAAAAUGCUAUUUUCUCAAGCCCUUCUAAAGCUAGUUUCCAUAUGACCCGAUGAUAUAGAUUUGAUUUAAUUCAGGGGCCUGUAAUAGAUAUGAGCUGACACCAUAUGUCUGUUUCUCACAAUAUGUUACAAAAGAAGCAGCCGCCAUUUUUUUCUGGUAAAAGUAAAAGUCUCCUUUAAAUUGACUCCACUAACAUGCAUAAAACCUAGCUCAGUUGUCUGACUGCAAUAAUGCUAAUACCAUUCAAAAUUAACUUCUACCAAAUGUCAAAAUGUGAGCAGAUCUCUUGUUUGGUGAGUAAAUCUGCUAAAGUAUUUAACCACACUGGCGGGAAAAUAUUUGUACCAAAAUGGUCACAUAACAAUAAAACUAUGUUGAGAAUA
Messenger RNA from Scatophagus argus, 2852 nucleotides. RefSeq names its product gastrula zinc finger protein XlCGF57.1-like. Lineage: Eukaryota; Metazoa; Chordata; Actinopteri; Scatophagidae. Bases 421 to 2010 code for a protein of 529 amino acids. Gene Ontology annotation, biological process: regulation of transcription by RNA polymerase II. The transcript has 2 exons. Gene Ontology annotation, molecular function: RNA polymerase II cis-regulatory region sequence-specific DNA binding; DNA-binding transcription factor activity. The record is from RefSeq and is a predicted model, not a curated record.